AUGUGGCCCUCUAACACGCCACCACUCCCUCCCUCGCCGCGACCUCUUGCUGUGCCUCCUCCAAUGGCGCAUCCGUCUGUCUCCAUCCCCAGCACUGGACGCACGGGACGCACGCAUGCCAUUGUCUUCCCGAAGACCGGAGAGAACCAACCGCCCACCACCCACCACCGAGAAGAAGAAGAAGGAGAAGAAGACGACGACGACGACGAAGACGAGAUGGACGCGGUCCUUUCCCUGUCGUCCCUGGGAGGGACAACAGUCUACUGCCAGGCUGCCCAGCCUGCCCGUCCGACUCCGACUUUGCCUUCCUCCACACUGAGGAGGGACGAGCGUUCUGGGUUGGCCUUUGGGCCUUUUUAUCCGACCGUCUCCCGGGCUGGUUCCAGUCCGUCUGCCGUUGCUUCCGCCGCCGCCGCCGACCCGCCAUGGAUGAAGAGAGUGGCGCCUCCCCUGCCCCCACCCCCCCCCCCCGUUGUCUCCGGCCCCCCUGUGGCCCCCGAUCCCCCCCUCCCCUAG
Messenger RNA from Ilyonectria robusta, 516 nucleotides. RefSeq lists its product as uncharacterized. NCBI's taxonomy places the organism in Eukaryota, Fungi, Ascomycota, Sordariomycetes, Hypocreales, Nectriaceae. The record is from RefSeq and is a predicted model, not a curated record. Bases 1 to 516 code for a protein of 171 amino acids. The transcript is spliced from 3 exons.